GUGGAGGGCAACAUGGACAGCUUCAUGGCGCAGGUCAAGAGCCUGGCGCAGUCCCUGUACCCCUGCUCGGCGCAGCAGCUCAACCAGGACCUGCGCCUGCACCUCCUGCUCAACACGUCAGUGACCUGCAACGACGGCAGCCCCGCGGGCUACUACCUGAAGGAGUCCAAGGGCAGCCGGCGGUGGCUGCUCUUCCUGGAAGGCGGCUGGUACUGCUUCAACCGCGAGAACUGCGACUCCCGGUACGACUCCAUGCGGCGCCUCAUGAGCUCCAAGGACUGGCCGCGAACGCGCACAGGCACAGGGAUCCUGUCUUCACAGCCAGAGGAGAACCCCCACUGGUGGAAUGCAAACAUGGUUUUCAUCCCCUACUGCUCCAGUGAUGUCUGGAGUGGGGCGUCCUCCAAGCCUGAGAAGAACGAGUAUGCCUUUAUGGGCGCCCUCAUCAUCCGGGAGGUGGUUCAAGAGCUCCUGGGCAAAGGGCUGAGUGGGGCCAGGGUGCUACUGCUGGCCGGGAGCAGCGCGGGUGGUACGGGCGUGCUGCUUAAUGUGGACCGUGUAGCUGAGCAGCUGGCGGAACUGGGCUACUCGGCCAUCCAGGUGCGGGGCCUGGCCGACUCUGGCUGGUUCCUGGACAACAAGCAGUACCGCCGGACGGACUGUGUGGACACAGUGACCUGUGCGCCCACCGAGGCCAUCCGUCGUGGCGUCAGGUACUGGAAGGGCGUGGUCCCAGAGCGCUGCCGGCGCCAGUUCAAGGAGGGAGAGGAGUGGAACUGCUUCUUUGGUUACAAAGUCUACCCGACCCUGCGCUGCCCGGUGUUCGUGGUGCAGUGGCUGUUUGAUGAGGCACAGCUCGCCGUGGACAACGUGCACCUCACGGGGCAGCCAGUGCAGGAGGGCCAGUGGCUCUACAUCCAGGACCUGGGCCGCCAGCUUCGGGAUACGCUCAAGGGCGUGGCGGCCAGCUUUGCCCCCGCCUGUCUGUCCCAUGAGAUCAUCACCCGAAGCCACUGGACAGACGUGCAGGUGAAGGGCACCUCACUGCCCCGUGCCCUGCAGUGCUGGGACAGAAGUCUCCAGGACAGCCACAGGGCCAGCCGGGCCCCCCUGAAGGGCUGCCCCAUCCACCUGGUGGACAGCUGCCCCUGGCCCCACUGCAACCCCUCGUGCCCCACCAUCCGGGACCAGUUCACGGGUCAGGAGAUGAAUGUGGCCCAGUUCCUCAUGCACGUGGGCUUUGACGUGCAGACCGUGGCCCAGCAGCAGGGCCUGGACCCCGGCACACUGCUGGGGAUGCUGAGCAAUGGGAGCUAGG
This is a messenger RNA of Orycteropus afer afer, 1318 nucleotides long. RefSeq names its product notum, palmitoleoyl-protein carboxylesterase (gene NOTUM). Gene Ontology annotation, molecular function: hydrolase activity. The record is from RefSeq and is a predicted model, not a curated record. Lineage: Eukaryota; Metazoa; Chordata; Mammalia; Tubulidentata; Orycteropodidae.